Molecule: messenger RNA, 2224 nt
Organism: Coregonus clupeaformis (lake whitefish)
Lineage: Eukaryota; Metazoa; Chordata; Actinopteri; Salmoniformes; Salmonidae
Gene: c10h1orf159
Product: chromosome 10 C1orf159 homolog
Exons: 8
Coding region: 664-1266 (200 amino acids)
Source: RefSeq, a predicted model, not a curated record
GUUUUGCUUUAUUGAUAACUUUCAAUAUAACAAAUAGCUGUUUUUCUAUGUGAUAGCUAACAUGCUGAUUAUAGCUAAGCUAGCUACGUUAGUGUUGUUCUUAUUUGAAUGGAAAUCGAGUAAAAACGAGCUAACUUCUUUCGUCGAGCUAGAAGUGCGCAUAACGACGUGAUUGCUGACAAUCAGACUAGCUAGCUGGAUUUGAAAAACUGCUCCAAAACGGCACGUUUCUUUUUUGGGGGGGGGGACUCUGAUUCAGUCUGCUAAUCUUAGCACGGCUAGCUAGCUAGCUAACGUUAGCUAGUUAUACAUCAUGUGUCAUGACCAAUGACUGUAGGUCAUGACAUAGCUAACGCGUUAGCACCUGCACAGUAAGUAUAUCUCAUCAGACUGAAUUUUCCAGUCCCACUCUACCUGCUGUAACUACUGUAAGAUACGGUAUAAAAACCAGUUGUAAUAUCCUGUUUACGUCCAUAGCAAUCAAUCGUUGCAAUGCUUGCCAGAUUGCCUCAGUCAUUCUCUGAGCUAUCGUUUCUCAGAUCUCUGCAGGCUAAGCAGCUAUAGCUACAGAUCUGAUCUUCUCCUUGUUUUUUUUUUUUUUUUACUAUAGUCUGAGAGUCUACACAGUCUACCUUUCUCUGUCUUUCUAGGACUGUUCUGAAUAUGGCUGUGUCAUACCUCAUGGUCCUUUCAGCAGCUUUGAUCCUUAUCAGUCAUGAAACUCCAGUAACUAAGGCCCUACAUCAGAAUCCCUUUGACUGCUGUGGAGAGCGACAGAGGGUGAACAGCUCGUGCUCAAAUAGCACUCAAUGUGAGCCAGGAUGCUACCUGCGUGUCCUGGAGAACAACACAGCUGUGUGUAUGCACUGUGACUUGGCUAUUGCAGAUCUCGAAAACUUCACGGCUUGCAACUACACAUACAUCACAGACAGGAACAAUCGUACAACAAUAACUACAGUCAUUCCCACAAUUGGUGGUCCGGGUGUGGCAGCCUCUCUUCUGUUUGGAACCCUGUUGAUAAGCCUGUUCCUGAUUCUCUCUGUUGCCUCCUUCUUCUACCUCAAACGCUCCAACCGUCUCCCAGGUAUCUUCUACCGGCGGAAUAAGGCCUACAUAUUCCAACCAAAUGAGACGGCUGUCAUGAUACCAUCGGCGACAUCUUCAGUUAGGAAACCCAGAUAUGUGAGGAGGGAGCGGACCUCAGCACACUCAGCGUCCAGCGCUGCCACCAUCCCCACUGCCACCACCACAGUCUACAAUGUGUAGGGAAGGAGGAGGCCCAAGAGAGGAGGCCUGAGCCAGCCUGUUAGCAGGUGCCAAAUGAGAGGGACAGGAUCAGGCCAGAGCACUAACAGUAAGUUGGUGAGCGUGUGUAGGCCUGUCCCUCCUCUGUAGUGUUGCCUAAGAGGACAGUUUCAUUAAUUCAAAAGCAGGUGGUGCCAGCUUUUUAAACUCUGCAAUACCUGCAGUAUAGCCUUAUUACCAGAAUUCUGUUUUGUAAUGUAAAUAGACCUUUGAUUAUUUAUUUUUAAUCUAUGUAUUUUCUAUUUGGAUUUUAUUCUAUUGCUGUAUAGAAUUGGGCCAAUUGUUUGUUUUACUUUAGCUCUGUAGAGAAUGGAAAGAGGUGGACUGGGGAUCUUUAGUGAUAGCCCUGAAUUUGAGGUUGAUAAUUUCCAAGCUGAUUUAAAUACUCUCAUUGUUCUCAUUUAGUGAAUCUUCUCAUAGGAGUUUUAAAUUGCAUACUUUUGUUUUGUUUCUCUAUGUGGUUUAAGCACUGAACCAAACUGAAUGUAUUAUAAUGAUUUAAUUGAUUAAUACAUGCACAUAUACAAACACUACAAAAUGAGAACAUAAUGUAAAAAUACUUAAAGCUCUUUAAGAGUUCUCCUCACGUUCCAUUAAAGGUGUGGUUCUUCCAGAGCAACACACACCAAGAACAUUACCAUGUGAUCCACUGGCUGUGAAAUAUAUCUUAUGUCUUAUUUAAUUCAUCCCAAAAACAUGGAAAGAUGGAUCCUCAGAAAAUGUUCUUUUUGUAUCAAGUAGGAAAAUGGUCAUCUAAGAGUUGGAUGAAAAAUGCUUCUCAAUAAAAAUCUUUAUAAUAUUCACCCCAACACCGGUAAUAGGACCUGAAAAGGGGUGCUAGCUAAUAUGAAAUAUGCUUUAUCUGGCCAUAAUGCGGGAAAUUCAUGCUGACACCUUGCCUAAUCUUAUCAGAACCACU